AUGACGAUUAUUGCUUAUGAGCCUGUUGUCAAUGAGAAUGUGAGGGGGAAUGAAAAAUCGGAGGAUUUAAAGCUUGACGCCGAUUUUGUUGUCCCGGAGAGCAAUGCUUUCGGCCACAAUUUCAGGGACUAUGAAAAAGAGAGUGUCAGAAAAGCAGUCGUCCAGGAAUUCUAUAGACAGAAUCACAUUUACCAAACCUACGAAUUUGCAAAGAAGAAGAAAGAACAGUAUGAAAAACUUGACAAGGCCGAAAUGACCAUAUGGGAAUGCUGUGAACUCCUCAACGAAUAUGUGGACGAGAGUGACCCAGAUCUCGAUGAGCCCCAAAUCGAGCAUCUUCUCCAGAGCGCUGAGGCUAUCAGGAGAGAUUAUCCUGAUGAAGAUUGGCUGCAUCUCACUGCACUCAUUCAUGACCUGGGAAAAGUUCUCCUGCACCCAUCAUUCGGUGAGCAGCCUCAGUGGUCUGUUGUGGGUGACACGUUUCCGUUGGGAUGUGCUUUUGACCAGUCCGUUGUGCAUCACCAGUUUUUCAAGGACAACCCAGAUUCUGAAAACCCCGCAUUGAAAACCAAGCUGGGUAUCUACACUGAGAACUGUGGACUUGAGAAUAUCACUAUGUCCUGGGGCCAUGAUGAAUACAUGUACCUGGUGGCAAAGGGCAAUAAGACUACUCUUCCACCAGCUGCUCUCUUCAUCAUCAGGUUCCACUCCUUCUACGCAAUGCAUCGAUCAGGAGCGUACUCAUUCCUUAUGAAUGAUGAGGACAAGGAGAUGCUCAAUUGGCUGCAUGUGUUCAACAAGUAUGACCUGUACAGCAAGAGCAAGAUUAAGAUCAACCAGGAGGAAGUGAAGUCAUACUAUCUCUCCCUCAUCAAGAAGUACUUUCCAGAGAAGUUGAAGUGGUGA
Molecule: messenger RNA, 906 nt
Organism: Pistacia vera
Lineage: Eukaryota; Viridiplantae; Streptophyta; Magnoliopsida; Sapindales; Anacardiaceae
Product: inositol oxygenase 1-like
Exons: 11
Coding region: 1-906 (301 amino acids)
Biological process (GO): inositol catabolic process
Cellular component (GO): cytoplasm
Molecular function (GO): inositol oxygenase activity; iron ion binding
Source: RefSeq, a predicted model, not a curated record